Molecule: messenger RNA, 1053 nt
Organism: Saprolegnia diclina VS20
Lineage: Eukaryota; Oomycota; Saprolegniomycetes; Saprolegniales; Saprolegniaceae
Exons: 2
Coding region: 1-1053 (350 amino acids)
Source: RefSeq, a predicted model, not a curated record
AUGUGCAACAUCAACAGCCCCCAGCCGUUUGUUCAAGACCAGCUCAGUUUCUACGACACCUGCUCCACGCAACAACCAAGUCUCACGACUUUGUCACGUCAAGCGCUGGUCUUUGCUUGGACAACGCUGCGCUACACGGACCCUUUGCUCGCAAAAGCCACGGUUGCCCAGCUCUGCGCCUCAGUGCUGACACCCACCAAUGAGGAGGCAUGUCAAGAGACCCUGGCCACGGUACGACAGCUCAUGGAGGCGCAUGUGGUCGCUUGGCCGACGCCACCGGACGACCUCGUGGCAGCCAUGGCGCAGCUCAACAUUACGCUGGUGCAGUUUGCUCUCAACGACACUGAGCCGGUGUUUCUGACGCAAGCCGCCAUCGCAGCGUCCGACAGUUUUUCGAUCUUUGGUUGGGCCAUGGUGUACGACUGGCUGGACGGCACGCGGGAUGUGACGACGCUGGACACGGACACGGGUCUCUUCAACCUCAUUUCGCCGUAUAUUGCGCCGGCACCGCUACCGGCCAACCCACUGGAGCUACCUAGCCAAGCGUGUGAUUACAUUCGAAUCGUUGUUGUCUACGCCAGUGCACUCACGACCGCGGUCGCGGCAUUCGUGCUCAUGGCGGCUACGUGGUCACGCCUGCGCAUCCAUGGCGUUGAUCUGCUGGCCUUUCACUGGGUUGCCAGCCCGGUCUGGGUCGGUCGGCCAUUUCUUUUGCUGCGUGGCGCGACAGCACUCGUUCUUCUCAGCACGGCUUCUGUGGGCUUUGUCUCGACCAAUGGCGUCUCCCGCUUCGUCUCAACACCGCGGUCGGUGUUCGAUGUGAUGGUGCUCGCAAGCGAAGCCAACUGGGUUACGUACGUGCUGGUGGACUUUUGCUUGCCACUUCUUGGAGCCCGGGCGCACUCGUAUGCGCCGCUUGGGGCCGCCUUCACAUGGAUCGCGACUGUGGCCAUUGAGCUCUCGGCGCCAUUUCAAGCCAAAAUGACCGUCCAGCAAACAUCGGUAGUGUCGAGCACGUGUGUCUCUUGGCUGGUCUCCACGUCGUGGGGUUGA